Molecule: messenger RNA, 735 nt
Organism: Knipowitschia caucasica
Lineage: Eukaryota; Metazoa; Chordata; Actinopteri; Gobiiformes; Gobiidae
Source: the annotation of a GenBank genome assembly
AUGGAGGAGCCCAGAGCCUCCUACAGGAGGCGCACCAGCUCAGACUCAGGACCAGGGGGAUUGACUGCAGUGGUUGGCAUCAGUCUGGGACUUCUGUUCAUCACACAAGCGUCUCUCAACGUCUUCCUGCGUCUCUACUUCCCUUCAAACAAGAUCAACACGAGCGAUUGCACCAAUGUGACCACAGAGAAGGAAGACCUUGGCAAACCCCUCAACACGUGUCAGAGAUCUCUGUUCCUCAAAAUCCGUGAACUGGAGGAAAAGAUCUCGUCCUUUGAAACCACAAAACGUGAACUGACUGAGGAAAGGGACCGACAGAAGCAAAGACUCCAGAGCAUAGAUCGUUACUUGUCCAGAGGUUGGAUUUAUUUCAGUGAGAGUGUGUACCUGGGCUCCACCACAGAGAGAAACUGGUCUGAGAGCAGACAGUUCUGUCAGGAUCAAGGAGCCGACCUGGUCAUCAUCACCAGUGUCCAGGAGAAGGACUUCAUAAGCUCUAUAUAUAAAGAUCGCAGGUGGAUUGGUCUGAGUGACCUGCAGGAGGAAGGAGUCUGGAGAUGGGUGGACGGCACAAAGCUCACUACGAGCUUCUGGAUGAGUGGCGAGCCAAACGAUACCGGAACUGGAGAAGACUGUGUUGAAAUUAACUAUAAGGGUCAGCUGGGAAGGUGGAACGACGAAAAUUGUGGUGUUGCACAUCAGUUCAUCUGUGAGAGAAGACUCGAUGAUUUGUGA